Molecule: messenger RNA, 2232 nt
Organism: Amoebophrya sp. A25
Lineage: Eukaryota; Dinophyceae; Syndiniales; Amoebophryaceae
Source: the annotation of a GenBank genome assembly
AAAGAGGUAAGACGCACACACCACAUAGAGAGCGAAAGCAAGUAGAUUCGACGUGGAAGUUUUCUGGUCUUCGAAGUAGAUGGCACAAAAACAGAAUUCUGAGUACUCCGCGUUUCCGACCAAGUAAGAUCGUCAUCAGGAAAAGUAGUUACUAAUUUCUUGAAUCAAUGUGGCAUUUUUCUUGAGGUCAGGCUUGACCCUAGUCGGGGCUCCUCGCAGCCUCUCCUCGCUUUCUCGGGGCAGCACGACUAUGAGACUGGCCAUGCCAUGGACGCGGAGGGGCGUCUUCUUUCGCUCUGCUCUGGCAUACAGUGUGGUGGUGCGUCAUGUUGACGCAGCUGAUAGUCAGAUCGUUCUGAGCAUCGGACCGCUAGAAGCACUUGGAAACUGGAUUUUUCCUCCACGAAAAAGCAAAAUAGGUGUCAUUGCGGAUGCCACCUUUUCCGAAAAAGAGCAACACGCGGAUACCAGAUAUCACCAGCACAGCAACAAGAACGAAGUAGCUGCACAAAAAGGAACGACUGAGAAGCCGAAGUCGCGCCAAGUAGAGGCCACGACUGCUCGCAAUUCUGCUCGAGUAAAGGCACAUGCAAUUAUCGGUACCACAAAAACCGAGGAGAGCCACCUUGAUGAAGCCAAAAAAGAUGCUGAUGUGGCGAAAACUUCAGAGGCCAAGGCUACGAAGAAGAAUCAAAUCGCAGCCGAUUCAUCAUUGCCAGAGGUGUCUAGGAAAAAAAAGGAUGCCACGACCAGCUCGUCCAAGGGAGAUGUUGGAGCGAAUGCUGCCACGGCCAGCUCGUCCAAGAAGAGCGAUGCUGGAGCCCCUGAACCAACAACUUCCUCGUCUUCGAAAGAAAAAGGAGGUCUCGUAGUAGUAGUGAAAUCGGUAAAAUCAUCAACGAACCUUCCUAGUAGGAAAACUCAGAAAGCGAAGAAACAGAAAGAGAUUGUACAGAAAGAAGUCGUUAAGGCAGUCGCCGCUAGAAAUCAGGCCAGGGGCGAGAAGAAUGAAAACCAGGCUUCUAUGAACGACGGCAAAGAGGCAGCGAAAAUGAAUCAGGCUCCUGCAAUCAUGCGCGGCAAUCCUCUCUUCGUUUCUCCUUCCCCGAACGUGCAACAGGAGAUCCUUGCGGAGACACAGAGCAACUCAGAAGACAUCGAGGCGUGUCUCAACCAGCUAGCCCUUGCUGCACCAGAGGUAACACUACCUAACUACGUAUGGUAUGAUUUCGCAAGAGGCCAGAAGUGAAAAAAAAAUCGUUUUUCUGGUAAGUCCGCACCUGCGCCGUCGUUGUCCGUUGUAUCACUUUUUUCAGGCCAAACGAGACUUAUCGUCUGUUUCAUCUAUGGUUGAGUAGGAUCAUCUCUCCAGGAACCUAAGACCGCGCAAAAUCUCACCUACAAAAAAAGGCACUCCCUGGCGGGCUAUACGUCACUUGUGAGAAGCUUCUCAAGAGCCGGGCAGAGGCGACAAUGAGCAAAGCAAAGCGGGCUGAUCGCACUAAAAGCGAUGACUUGAUAGCGACUGGAAAAACGCCAGCAGCCGGUGCUUCGAAAUCGUUGUUGGCGAACGCCAACUCUCCAAAUAGCAACGACGGGAAAACGAAGUCAAAACCACGUGCCUCCAGCACAUCAUCAAGAGCAAGUACAACAUCCUCCAACAAAGAGGUGAGAACAAGUGAUGGACAACGAGCUGCAUCAACAUCUGUUGAUCGUGAAGUUAUCGUACAACCAACAUCCUCUCCUGCUUCUGCAAGGCCAGCAUCGUCUUCUGUCUCGACAGACUCAGACCCGACCGCGGCGACAAGCUCUUUCUCGCUGACGUGUCAGAACUUGGUAUCGCACGUUCGUUCUCGCACCAUCGACUCUGCUGAGGGAUCCUCCACUCCGCUAGACAGCAUUGUCGGCUUCAGCGCCGAAGAAGCGAGUGCAUUGCAAAAGUGCAGUGAAUCCACCUCAACUUCGUUCGGAGCAAAGGGCUUUGCAGCAGCCGCGCUCUGUGAGGACAUGGCGCGGUCUUUUGUCACAAUGGGCGCACCGAAAGUCGCGAGCUUCUGCGAUGUCUACGAAACUAGUCUACGUCAUCGCAUGAUCGCGAGCAGAAGUGUGGAUGCAAUCUCGGGUUCGAAAGGUGAUGCAGAUUCGAAUGCUGAGGAAAAGUCCUCGCCCAAAAAAAUCGACCAAGAGCGGUCCGACGAUCUACUAGUCGACUCAAUCGUCGAUGCAAUUUAG